Messenger RNA from Mycosarcoma maydis (corn smut), 1068 nucleotides. Its product is annotated as rRNA-binding ribosome biosynthesis protein UTP23. Lineage: Eukaryota; Fungi; Basidiomycota; Ustilaginomycetes; Ustilaginales. Gene Ontology annotation, molecular function: small ribosomal subunit rRNA binding. Gene Ontology annotation, cellular component: small-subunit processome; nucleolus. The transcript has a single exon. The coding region runs from base 1 to 1068 and encodes 355 amino acids. The record is from RefSeq and is a predicted model, not a curated record.
AUGAGACAGCGUCGUGCCAAACUGUAUCGCAAGAUGCUUCACGCAUACCAGCUCCAAUUCGGUUUCCGUGAGCCCUACCAGCUUCUCAUCGACGAUACCUUCUCGCUCGCUCUCAGCCGGUACAAGAUCUCUGACCCGCUCAACCAAUUCAGUAACGUUCUGCAGUCGAAAAAGAUCAAACCGCUCAUCACACAAUGCUGCAUGCAAGCACUCUACGCUCUCGGAAAGCAAGCGCAGUCUACUGUCGACAUGGCCAAGCAAUGGGAGCGAAGGAUGUGCAAUCAUCGAGAUGCCAUCGAUCCGCAGCGAUGCAUCAAGGAAUGCGUCGGAGACAAGAACAAACAUCGUUACAUUGUAGCCUCUGAACAGGGCGAGUUGAGGCGAGAUCUCAGGCUGGGUGUUGCAGGAUUACCCAUGAUGCAUUUCACACAGGCAGUCAUGGUGCUGGAACCUAUGAGUCCGUUGACCAAGAGCAAGAUCGAAGAAAAGGAGGAGCAAAAGUUGAGUUUGCCGCUCAGUGAAGCUGCGUUGUUGAAGAGUGUGCCCAAUGUCGAGCUCGACAUUGUUGGUGCUGCUGCUAAUGAUGCAGCGGAAACGGACGCAGUAGAAGCCGGCCAGGCAGAAGCAAACCAAGAGGCUGGUUCAAGAAGGCGUAAGCGCAAAGCACCCAAUCCUUUGUCGGUUCGCAAACCCAAAACCCCGCGUCUGAGCAUGGACGAUAAACUGAAAAGAGAACAGGAGUUGAAGAAGCAGAAACAACGUGCAGCUGCACGCGCGAGAUUGCAAGCGUCCAGCUCGAACGCUGAUAACGCCCAAGGUGCAACAACUCACAGCGCCAGGAAGAAGAGAAGACGCUCGAGUACGACCAAGAAUCGCGCCACUGAAACUGCUCAAAGUGGAUCAUCGACACCUGCACCAGCGACCGACAAGAAAUCCCAGAGCGAGCAGAAGCUUGUCGCCGCCGAAACAAACGGCCAACCAAGAAACAAGAGACGCACCAGAUCUCACAACGCCGCAAAUAACGCUAAGCCCGUCGACGGUGCACCAGCAGAACCCGUCUCAGCAUAA